CCGCCACGUCGUCACCUCUGCCGCAGAUUUACCCUCACUCGGGCUCACGACAAGUUCCCCGUGGUCCCGACAGCGAAUAUGUGAUUCAUUUCACUCUUGUGAACCUACUUGGCUGUAAUGCGAUCCUUUCAUGCCUUCCUCUCCCGCAGUCCUCAGCCGAUACACAGAUAUAUUGAAUGUGAUAGUUAAAGCACGUGCUUUGGGUCAUCACCUUGGUGAGCAAUGGAGAUAAGAAUAAUCUUCCCCAGGAUACUGUUGAUGGUUGCUACUGUCUUCGCAGGGGUUGGAGGUCUGCGGGAUGUGGAGAUCAGAGCGCCCCUCGCUGUGCCACCCGGCUCCUCGGCCACCCUAACCUGCAAGUACGACCUAGAGGGCGACCCGCUCUAUACGGUCAAGUGGUACAAGGGUAGACAGGAGUUCUUCCGAUAUGUUCCCAAGGAGCUGCCACACACUCGAGUGUUUCCUCUCCCAGGAGUCAAUGUAGAUAUAAGUGCGUCAGGCCCUACGAAAGUGGUACUAAGGGAUGUUCAGAAGGCUCUUUCAGGCAGGUACCGCUGCGAGGUGUCAGCUGACGCUCCCAACUUCCACACUAGAGUCGUAUCUACGAACAUGCACGUCAUACAUAACCUGGAGGGAGAACCACGCAUAUUGCUAGAGAAGUUGAGAUACUCGGUGGGAGACACUCUCAAGGGUAACUGUACAGCCCCCCCUAGCAGUCCUCCCGCCAACAUUACCUGGGUAGUCAACGGCCACAAGGCGCUUCCCAAAAGUAUACGACACAUAAUCUGGAGGAAUGGAUUUGACGAAGACUCAAAAUCAAUGACAAUCGCAGACCUGGAGUUCGAGGUAGAUGUGAACGUGGUGCCGGGGAGUGGUGGAAAGCUGGAAGUGCGCUGUAUCGCUGAUGUCUACCAAGCCUACGCCACCGAGACCAAGGUCGUACUGUCCGAGGAGAGGCCGAGGCUGGCAUCCGUCCUCGGCAGUCGAGAUUCCUCAUUAGGGUCGCUGAACACGUGGUCCAGCUGCUUGUUGAUGUUACCGGUGGCGGCGCUAGUGUCGCGGUAACGCCUUGCUCACUCACACCAUGUAAAUACAACACAAUGUUGCUGUCACGUCGUACCCGACAAAUGUAUAUUUUUCCUACAUGACAUUUUUACUGUAUAGACGCCAAUUUGGUUUGAUAUUUUCGUGUUACCUUGUUGACUGUACAUAUUACCGAUAUGAACAAUAACCAAAACAAUAAAUUCCUAUUGUAAGAAAA
Homalodisca vitripennis (glassy-winged sharpshooter) is the source of this 1261-nucleotide messenger RNA. RefSeq lists its product as uncharacterized. Bases 223 to 1065 code for a protein of 280 amino acids. The transcript has 6 exons. NCBI's taxonomy places the organism in Eukaryota, Metazoa, Arthropoda, Insecta, Hemiptera, Cicadellidae. The record is from RefSeq and is a predicted model, not a curated record.